Molecule: messenger RNA, 1899 nt
Organism: Paralichthys olivaceus (Japanese flounder)
Lineage: Eukaryota; Metazoa; Chordata; Actinopteri; Pleuronectiformes; Paralichthyidae
Source: RefSeq, a predicted model, not a curated record
CACUUUGACUCUGGAUGAGAGAAUGUCAGCAGAACGUGCCGAGAAGCAGCUACAACAUUACACAGAGUUCAGUAAGGAGCUGCAGCAGCAGAAGAAGAAGAAGAAGAACACCUUCUAUCCACAGAAAAUGGAGACAAUGUACUUGAGGAAUAUGGUAGAGACUUUAUGGGAUAAAAUAGCUCAUAAAAAUGUUAUUAUCCACAAACAGGCCAAAAUAAUUCAGCACCUCAACGCUACAUUAACGAAGGACGGCUGCAACAACCAGCUAAAGGACGCAACGUUUAAAAAAGAUAACCUUCUGCUCGGGAUCUCGAAUGGAGAACAAAAUAUCAAGAUCUCAGAAAGGAAGGAUGUGCAAGAACUGCAAAAAGUUAAAUUGCAGCAUCGCACUGUAAAGAGUCUUCACACUGAGAGUCAUCCAGUUUACUCCGACCAGGAAGAAGUCUUUCACAAAGAGAUCCAUGACCACAAAGAGCGGAUUCAGUGCCUCAGCACUCUGGUUAGAGAUAUACAGGUUGGCAACACCCUAAAGAAGCUGAGGGCCUCUGAGAGGAAGUACAACCUGAGAGUCCAGGAGGAGGAACCUAGGUUUAAUGAAAACUGGUCAAACCUUGAAAAAAGGAUCUCCAAGCAUAAACAAAAGAUCUCAGAGUACGAACAAAAGAUCUACGAGUUUGAGAUAAAGAUCUCAAAGUACCAAGUCCAGGGCUCUGAGACUGAUGAGUGUAAACGAUGUUCAGACUCUGAAAUCUCCAAGGAUGAGCAGUUGAAAGAUUCAAACAACAAACUUGAACAACUUAAUCUGCAGCAGCAAAGACUCACAGUCAGACCAGAGCACAAGACACAGCUCUUAGACUCUGAACCCGAGGUCUCAGACCCUGAAGAGCAGGACUCACAUCCUGAACCAGAGGUCUUAGAUUCUGAACCCGAGGUCUUAGAUUCUGAACCCGAGGUCUCAGACUCUGAAGAGCAGGACUCACAUCCUGAACCAGAGGUCUUCAUCCAUCAACACGAGGUCUCAGACUCUGAACCCGAGGUCUUAGAUUCUGAACCCGAGGUCUCAGACCCUGAAGAGCAGGACUCACAUCCUGAACCAGAGGUCUUCAUCCAUCAACACGAGGUCUCAGACUCUGAACCCGAGGUCUUAGAUUCUGAACCCGAGGUCUCAGACCCUGAAGAGCAGGACUCACAUCCUGAACCAGAGGUCUUCAUCCAUCAACACGAGGUCUCAGACUCUGAAGAGCAGGACUCACAUCCUGAACCAGAGGUCUUCGUCCAUCAACACGAGGUCUCAGACCCUAAACCUGAGGUCUCACACCAUGAAGAGGAGCUCUCACACUCUGAAGUGGAUGUCUCCGACUUUGAAAUAGAGUUUUCCGGCUUUGACUCUAACACCUCUGAAGUGGAUGUCUCGGACUUUGAAACACAGGUCUCAGACCAGCUCUCGGAACAAUGAGGAGGGGGCUGGUUUAAAGCUCAGUGCUACAAGUGAAGAGGAUAAAAAACCCACUGGUGACGGCCUCCAGUCUGAAUCUUCAGGAGAGACCAAAAAGAAAUUUGUUCACAACCUCAAACCAUGAAAUGGAAUGAAAAGAAGCAGAACUUGUAAAAAUGUCUCUGUGUUAAGCCCCGCCCUGUUUCUGACUGUGUGCUGCCUCUGCUGAUCACGCACGAUUCAAUAAAAAUCUGUUUUUCAAUAUCAAUGAAAAAUGUAGUAACAGUCAGUAUUGAUCUGAUAUCAACUUCUGACUAUGUGCUUCUAUUUAUAGUCACAGGUUUGUUAACUAGGUUAUUUCCAGGUUCUUGAAAAUAUCAAACUAAAUUUCGGACGGUGGAGCGAGAGAUGAGACAAAACAUCAAACACCAUCUUAUCUUUUGUCAAACUAUAGUUUAACUUAA